AUCUGAAAAACAACUGUCGAGUAAUAAUCAUCCGGACAACACCUGGUGUGAGUCCAAGCUAAAUCGAAACAAAAUCUGUCAAAACGUCAAUUCAAAAUUGUCCAGCUGCGAAGGUUAUUUCUGAAAAUUGGUUAAUAAGUCGGUAUGGCACUUUCCUCGCCAUUGAGACGGAGCCUUCGCGGCGCCUAUUGUUUCCUACCUGUAUUGUGCCAACAAAGUAGUUACAUUCAUACAACAGAGUCAUGUGCUGCCGGCCAUUCAAAAUGGGCAAAUAUUCGUCAUAUCAAGGCGGCAAAAGAUGGACAACGAGCGAUCCUUUUCAGCCGCCUGGUGCGGCAAAUACGCAUGGCAAUCCAAGAAGGUGGUUCCCCAAACCCGCAAAUUAACUCAGUUCUCCGAUACGCCAUCGACGAUGCCAUAAAAAAGAACAUGCCAAUGUCCACAGUUCAAACAACAAUCAAACGAUUUGAGGAGUCUCAGGGGCAAUUAAAAAAGCAUUGUCUGGAAAUCAAAAUAGUCAACACACCGAUCUACAUGGUUUGCGUCCUAUAUACAGACAAUUUGGCGGGAUUACGAAUGCAACUGACGCCAGUUCUGAAAAAAUCGGGUGGUGCCUUCAUCGAUGCACGGCAUUUAUUCGAAGGUCGCGGUGUAAUUGAAACAACAAUAACUGAUCAGGUUAUGGAACGAUCGGUCGAAACAAAAUUGAAUGAGAUCUGUACAGACGACGCCAUUGAAUGUGGCGCCGAAGAAGUGGAAGUUGUCAGUGAAGUCGCCGGUAGUGUUAAUUUCUUCUGUGAUCCUGUGGAAUUAAACAAAGUUAGCCGUGCCCUAGUUGAUCGUGGUUAUCGGGUAGAAAGUGCUGAGCAUGUUUUCAUACCGAAAACGCCAGUAAAGGUCAGCGAAAGUGAUCAAAUAUUAUGUGACACAGUUCGUGAUAAAUUGAAAGCAUUCGACGGCGUUGAUGAAGUGUACGAUAAUAUAUAUUUCGAGUAAAUCUUUAGCUGUUUGUUCAAGCAAGAUCAUAUUAGAUAAAAACGUCGAUCUUGGCGGCUGUACGCUUCCAGGAGAGUUUAUUUUCGAGCUCCCGGGAGGACCGGAAUCCAUACGCACAUAAUUUGUUGGAUUGUAAAGUGUUCCAACUUUCGAUCGGGUUUUAUUUUAACCAAAAAAAAAA
Messenger RNA from Hermetia illucens (black soldier fly), 1177 nucleotides. Its product is annotated as probable transcriptional regulatory protein Fnod_1106. Gene Ontology annotation, cellular component: mitochondrion. The record is from RefSeq and is a predicted model, not a curated record. The transcript has 5 exons. NCBI's taxonomy places the organism in Eukaryota, Metazoa, Arthropoda, Insecta, Diptera, Stratiomyidae. Bases 145 to 996 code for a protein of 283 amino acids.